AUGGGAGGAAUGUCAAAAUCAAUCAUGAGUGGUUUUGGAGAGAAAAAACAGUUCAAGAAGCCUGCGCAGGCUAGCUCUAGGAAAGGGUGCAUGAGAGGCAAAGGAGGACCAGAGAACGCUCUCUGCACUUACAAGGGUGUACGCCAGAGAACUUGGGGCAAAUGGGUGGCCGAAAUUCGGGAGCCCAACCGUGGUGCUCGUCUCUGGCUUGGCACCUAUGACACCUCCCAUGAAGCUGCCAUGGCUUACGAUGCUGCUGCUCGUAAACUAUAUGGCCCUGAGGCAAAGCUCAACUUACCUGACUUACAAGUUAAUAGUAGCCAGUUUCCAGCCUCUCCUGCCAAUUCUCAGGUGAUCCAAAUGACAAACCAACCCUCUCAUCUCAUUCAAAAUUCUAGUCCUACAUCUACAUAUUCAUCAAAUAUCCCAAAUAUGGAGUCAAAUGAAGCGAAACCAAUAUUAUACAACCAUAAUCCAAUCAUGUCUUUCUCUAAUGAAAGCGUUGAUUCGAAUGGAAUGGAGGUAGAAAAUGACGCAAAUUUUGGGCGAAGUGGAGACGUAAUCAAAGAAUUCUGGGCGAAUCUCAACGUGAACAUGACUUUCAAUGACUCAAUUUGGGCAGAGGCGGCAUUGUCGAUAAAUUUUCCAGUGAUGGAUGAUCCCGGAAUUUUUGCUAGCAAUCUCAUGGAAGGAUCUGGUGGGGACACAAUGCAGACUCCGUGGUGCAUGUAAAUUGAACCACGAUGUUCUUCUGGGUCAAAGGAGGCUAGAGAGAGAAAAAACAGAAUCCUUGUAUACAUGUUUAGUAUAUAGUCUAGUUAUAGAGCACUGAAGCCACAUGGGUUUU
Messenger RNA from Populus nigra (black poplar), 847 nucleotides. RefSeq names its product dehydration-responsive element-binding protein 2D-like. Lineage: Eukaryota; Viridiplantae; Streptophyta; Magnoliopsida; Malpighiales; Salicaceae. The transcript has a single exon. The coding region runs from base 1 to 732 and encodes 243 amino acids. Gene Ontology annotation, biological process: response to stress; positive regulation of DNA-templated transcription. The record is from RefSeq and is a predicted model, not a curated record. Gene Ontology annotation, cellular component: nucleus. Gene Ontology annotation, molecular function: transcription cis-regulatory region binding; DNA-binding transcription factor activity.